Messenger RNA from Ahaetulla prasina, 8993 nucleotides. RefSeq names its product ATP binding cassette subfamily C member 5 (gene ABCC5). The coding region runs from base 3677 to 7387 and encodes 1236 amino acids. Gene Ontology annotation, cellular component: membrane. The record is from RefSeq and is a predicted model, not a curated record. NCBI's taxonomy places the organism in Eukaryota, Metazoa, Chordata, Lepidosauria, Squamata, Colubridae. Gene Ontology annotation, molecular function: ABC-type transporter activity; ATP hydrolysis activity; ATP binding. Gene Ontology annotation, biological process: transmembrane transport. The transcript is spliced from 26 exons.
CAUGCCUUGCAGCUUGCAGAAAAGAAAUAGGUCUUCCAGCUGCAGGAAUCUCAAGACUUUGAAGCCCUUCCUUCCUUCCUUCUUUCCUCCCUCCCUCCCUCCCAUUCUACUUUUCUUUCCCUCUGUUCCUCCCCUCCUUCCUUCUGCCCUUUCUCUCUUUUUCUUGCUUUUUGUGUGACCUAAAGUUUUAUUGCUCGUUUUCAGUGGCUAUAGCUGGAGAGGGGAGGGCAAAGAACUUUCCUGGGCUAAAUCUACAGUUAUCCAUGAAUAAAGUCAUGUUAUUUGUUUGGCUGUCUCUUUCGAAGAAGUGGAACUGACCGGUGGUGACAUGAUGUUUUUUAAGAUCCUUAGGAACCAGGGUUCGUAGGAGUUUAUAGAGCUAGCAUUGCUCAACGUGUGAAAAUACAGUUGGGCAGGUACCAGUGGCAUGAUUAGAUUUGCUUCUAGCAAUGUUGGUUGAUGAGGAAGAGCGUGUAACAUAGGUCUUCAUAUUCACAGCAUUUUCUUUUCGCCUUGUUUGUUGCACCUGCUGUGCCAAAUUUUACUCUUUUUGACAUCUUGACUAAAUCUAUUCUCUACAAAUUUCCCUUGAGGAGUAGGAGCAGUGUUAUUGCUUUGUAGUACACAUUUCAGUUUGCUGAUAAACGGGAAGGUUCAGUGCUCUGGGUAAGUACAGCUGAGGUUAAUGUUGAAACAGUUUUGUCUUCUGUCUCUUAAAAAAAAAAACACCCAAUCCUAUCCCAUCCUUAAAUCUGAAACGUUUGCUUGCAUUUCUUAUUUAAGAAGGAAGUAAAUUGUGUUUUCUCAGUCUUUGUUACUGCUGUUGUAAUGGGAGUGAAAACCUCUCAUGAGCUGUUUCACUGGAUAUGCUAUUAAUAAGAAUGAGGUUUUAACGGAACCAGUUCCCUCAAGAAGAGCUUCUGUCAUUGUUUCACUACAGAGCCCCGUGGAUGCUCCCUUAAGGCCUAGCAGAGAGUGAGAGGGCAACUGAAUUGCCAUCUUUGCCUUGCACAGUUUCAACCCAUCUGAAACACAGGACAAGAAGGAAGAAGUAGCAGGCAGUCUGUCCUAAAUUGGGAUAUAUGCACUUAUUUGUAUGCAUCCUCCACUGUCCAGGAAUUUAUAUAACUUGAAAGGCCUCUCAAAUUAACUCCCUUAUUCAGAGUACAAAGGGAAUUUUUAUCCUUAUCCUUUGGCGCUUGAUUGUCGUCUCUAAAGAAAUUUCCAUGGGUUGGUUUGCUUUGCUUUUGAUCCAUGUGGAAUGGAUCAAAGAAGAAAUUUGACUUGCCCCUUUGCAUUCAUAAAUAAAAAUGAAUUUUUUUAGGCGGUUCCCCCCCACCCUUUUUUUUUUUUUUUUUUUGCAAACUACCAUUUACAUCUGAAGGUCCAAAAACCUGGCGUUCCAAUGAGGUUAUUGAAAUCCUUGGUGUUAAUAAUGCCUAAAACCCAAAGUGCUGUUGUUCAUAAUAAGCUCCUUGUGCAUCCAGACUAGCAAAACAGUCUGUCCCCUUUUUUAAGCAAAAUAGCUUCAGGAAUUUGCAUCCUUCACUCAAUGCUUGCAUUUUUUACAGGAUGCUCCAAGGUUUCUUUUGCAGAGGGCAUUGUGGAAUGGUGGAAGUUGGGGGGGGGGGAAACUGGUGGGGAGAGCCAUUUAAGGUAAGCCUCCCACUCUUCCAAGUUCAUUCCAGCCGCAGCUUGUUUUCGGCUCUCAAAAGCUGGAUGUGAACCGGGGAGAGUUUUCUCUGUAGUGGAGCCAAUGACAGAAGCUGUUCUUUAGAAUUUCCAGGAUGGCUGUAUUCUGCGAUCAGAAUGAGACAGUCAAGCUGGGCAGAAUCCAAAACGCCAAGAUGGAAGGUAAGGUGAUGUUUAUUUGUGGGAAUUGUUUAGGCUAGCUUAGGGCAGCUUAUUACCAUUUAAUAGUUUUCAUGAAUAACUUCGGGAAUAGUUUUCGGGGAUAAUUUCCUACGCUUCUGCUAGCUUGGGGUUUACUGUAUGUUUUUAAAUGGAAACAAUAUGCCGGUUGUUCCCUUCAUGAUUUUAACCAGAACAGUGUUUUUAAGAUUGCAUAUAUUGUUUCUUUUUUCCCUUUUAAUCUUUCUGCCACUAUUUUCUUUACAUCUAUAACAAAACAAAACAAAACAAAAAAACAAAAAACUACCCCUAAGCCACCUUGUUAUUCUUUCUUGGAAAUCUCUUACUUUCUAGUUAUUAUGGUAGAAGAGAAUGUGCAAAUAAUAACCCCAUUUCUUCCUGUAUCAAGUGGGUUUGUGAGAAAACGUUAGCAGCCCUUGUCAGCAUGUGGGGGUCAUAGGUUAUGAAAGCAGAGCGCCAAAAAGAAUUAUUCACGCUUCCAGUGACUUGAUUUCAGUUGAUGGAUUAGAUCCUGGACCAGAAGCCGACAGUCUUGUUGCUAAACAGCAUCAACCAUACAAAAUAGCCAGUUGUGUCUCGGAUGGAGAGAAAGCAAAAGUCAUGCGACAGAGGAACAAGCUGGCAUUUGAGAUUUGCUUGAGGUCCUUUUUUAUUUUAUUUUUUGGCUUGUUUUGUCCUUUUUUUUGGACCUCUUUGGGCACAUGAUGGACGUCCGGCUGUUGACAUGUGCACAUGAAAACUCGGUGGGGGGGUGGAGGAAUCCUACCGAGUGAGUUCUCAGUUGGAAAUUCAGAAUUGGCCACCUUGGGACUUGUUUGUGGUCCUUGCCUUCCCUUUUUAACUUGAUCCUGAGCUUCUGCUCCUUGCUUGAGAAGCCUGGGCUUGCACCCAUUGUUGUCCAGAACAUUGAUUUGCAAAGCCAGUUGUAGCCGUGGGGACUUCCUACAGACUCCGAAAAUCCACCCCAAGCGUCUCCAUCCUUCUCACAUUUUUGUGGUGGGCAACGGUCCUUCUUGCCUUUGAUUAAAGAACCUUAAGCUCCAGAAUGUGUAGAUGCCUUUAUUGUUGGAAAUGCCCAGCUGAAAAAUCUUCCGUCUAGCAAAGCCAUGUUAAAACCAGAAGGAGGAAACGCAUCUAGCCAUGGAGAUCAUUAGCCACCAAUGUUUCCCUCCUGCCUGGACUUUGUGAAACAAACACUGGUCCUGCUUUUUCUUGUAAUAUUUAAUUUUUUUGUGCCUUUGCAAAAUGUGAGCUCGAUUUUGUGUUGGAAGCUCGAGUUGGAUUCAGGCCUUGUGUAAUCUUUUGUUGUGCAUGCCGAUUGUACGUUCUUCCACCGUACCUUUCUUUUCUUUUGUACAGUGUUUGUGACAUGCUACUUACUCACUUUUCAUAAGAUGCUACUGGUUUUUUUGCAAAUAAAAAGUUUCCUGCUUCCCAUUUAUUAGUACUUAAUAUUGCUCAUGAAUCUGAGUCAUAAUGGACCGCACUGUCCUUUUGGCCAAUGCACUUGAAUGGAGGGUUUGUGGCUUGGGAGCUGUUUUUCUCUUUUUGCAGGUGGUGGUUUGAAAUUGUGAUUCCUGAGGUAAAAUUGUUUUUGUCUUUAAAAGGAGGGAGGCUGAAGGGGUUGGGAUGGGGGUUGAGGGCUGGUGGGUUUUUUUAUUUUUUUAAAUUGGUAUCACCUAAUUUGAUAUUUCUUUUCUUUUUCUGCUUGUUCUUUUCUUUACUUUUAAACUGCUGAUGUUUAAUUUUCAGGAAUGUUUUGCAAAAUGUCCUUCUCACACUCUUCCCCAGUUCAACUGCGUUUAUGGUGAAACAUCUUCUUGAAUACACUCAGCAAACGGAACCCAACCUACAAUACAGCCUGUUGUUAAUUUUGGGCCUCUUAAUAACAGAAGUAGUACGUUCCUGGUCUUUGGCGUUAACAUGGGCUUUAAACUAUCGCACUGGGGUCAGGCUGCGUGGAGCUAUCCUUACAAUGGUUUUCAAGAAAAUACUCAGACUGAAAAAUAUCAAGGAGAAAUCUUUGGGCGAGCUCAUAAAUAUGUGCUCCAAUGAUGGCCAGCGAAUGUUCGAAGCUGCAGCUGUGGGUAGCUUGUUGGCUGGAGGUCCUAUCAUUGCCAUACUUGGCAUGGUUUACACCGUCGUAAUUCUUGGACCAACAGGCUUCCUAGGUUCAGCUGUUUUCAUCCUCUUCUAUCCUGCAAUGAUGUUUGCAUCCCGAUUUACAGCUUAUUUCAGAAGAAAAUGUGUGGCUGUAACUGAUGAACGGGUCCAGAAAAUGAAUGAAGUGCUUAACUAUAUUAAAUUCAUCAAAAUGUAUGCUUGGGUGAAAGCCUUCUCGCAGACUCUUCAAAAAAUCAGAGAGGAAGAACGCAAAAUUCUGGAGCGGGCAGGAUACUUCCAGAGCAUCACUGUGGGAGUGGCACCCAUUGUUGUAGUCAUAGCUAGUGUGGUAACUUUCUCUGUUCAUAUGAUCCUCGGCUAUGAUCUCACAGCAGCCCAGGCUUUUACAGUGGUGACAGUGUUCAAUUCCAUGACUUUUGCUUUGAAAGUCACCCCUUUUUCUGUGAAGUCCUUGUCCGAAGCUUCUGUUGCGGCUGAUAGAUUUAAAAGUUUGUUUCUAAUGGAAGAGGUUCAUAUGGUAAAGAAAAAACCAGCCAGUCCUCACGCAGCCAUACAGAUGACAAAUGCCACCUUAGCCUGGGAAUCCUCCCAUGCUAGUGUCCAGAGCUCACCCAAGAUGACCCCUAAAAUGAAAAAAGGCAAGGCGGCCAUGAGCGCGAAAGACAAGAGGAAACUGCAGCAACACGAGGGACGGCAGACCGUGUUCACGGAGCAGAAGGGCCAUCUUUUGGUGGACAGCGAUGACCCCCCGAGCCCCGAGGAGGAGAACCAGCGCAUCCAGCUUGCGAAUGUCCGGCUGCAGAAGGUCCUGUACAAUGUUGACCUGGAAAUUGAGAAGGGGAAACUUGUCGGGAUAUGUGGCAGCGUGGGGAGUGGGAAAACCUCCCUCAUUUCGGCCAUUUUGGGACAGAUGACGUUGUUGGAAGGUAGCAUUGCUGUGGAUGGGAACUUUGCUUAUGUGGCCCAACAGGCCUGGAUCCUCAAUUCCACGCUUAGAGACAACAUCCUUUUUGGGAAGGAGUUUGAAGAAGAAAGGUACAAUAUGGUGUUGAAUGAUUGCUGUCUCCGACCUGAUCUGGCGAUCCUGCCAAAUGGGGAUCUAACUGAGAUUGGUGACCGGGGCGCAAACUUGAGUGGGGGGCAGCGCCAACGGAUCAGCCUUGCCCGCGCGUUGUACAGCGACAAGAGCAUUUUCAUCCUCGAUGACCCUUUGAGUGCCUUGGAUGCCCAUGUUGGAAACCACAUCUUCAACAGUGCAAUCCGGAAGCACCUGAAGUCCAAAACGGUUCUUUUCAUCACACACCAGCUCCAGUAUCUUGUGGAUUGCGAUGAGGUGAUUUUCAUGAAGGAAGGUUGCAUCACUGAGAGGGGAAGCCAUGAAGACUUGAUGAAUCUGAACGGUGACUAUGCAGCCAUCUUCAAUAGCUUGCAGCUGGGAGAAACGCCACACAUUGAGGUUAACCUGAAGAAGACUGCGAACACUUCAUUGAAAAAACUCCCGGAGAAGGGCAACAAAACGAGUUCUGUGAAGAAAGAGAAAGUAGUUAAGAAGGAAGAAGUUCAGCUGAUGCAGAUGGAAGAGAAAGGCAAAGGUUCUGUCCCCUGGUCGGUUUAUUGGGUCUACAUCCAAGCAGCUGGAGGCCCAGUUGCUUUCCUGACCAUCAUGAUACUCUUCAUAUUGAACGUGGGCAGUACGGCCUUCAGCAACUGGUGGUUGAGCUACUGGAUCAAGGAAGGCAGUGGGAACACUACUUUGUUGUUGGGGAAUGAAACCAUUGUGAGCGACAGUAUGAAGGAUAACCCUCAUAUGCGUUACUAUGCUGGCAUUUAUGCACUCUCCAUGGGAGUCAUGCUGAUUCUGAAGGCUGUUCGCGGCAUUGCCUUUGUCAAGGGGACAUUGCGGGCCUCAUCCAGGCUGCACGAUGAACUCUUCCGGCGGAUUCUUCGUAGUCCAAUGAAGUUUUUUGAUACCACACCUGCGGGGCGGAUUCUCAAUAGGUUCUCCAAAGAUAUGGAUGAAGUUGAUGUCCGCCUGCCUUUUCAAGCUGAAAUGUUCAUCCAGAAUGUUAUCCUGGUGUUCUUCUGCGUGGGAGUGAUCUCUGGUGUCUUCCCAUGGUUCCUAAUGGCCGUGGGGCCCCUCGUGGUUCUUUUCACCGUUCUCCAUGUUGUGUCUAGAGUCUUCAUUCGAGAGUUGAAACGACUGGACAACAUAACGCAGUCUCCAUUUAUUUCUCACAUCACUUCAAGCAUUCAAGGUCUCUCUACCAUCCACGCCUACAAUAAAGGAGAGGAAUUCCUAUACAAAUACCAACAACUGCUGGAUGAUAACCAGGCGCCCGUCUACUUGUUCAGCUGUGCGAUGCGCUGGCUGGCUGUCAGGCUGGAUAUUGUCAGCAUUGCCCUCAUUACAGUCACUGGCUUAAUGAUCGUCUUAAUGCACGGCCGGAUCCCGCCUGCUUACGCUGGGCUUGCCAUCUCGUAUGCUGUUCAGUUAACGGGACUGUUCCAGUUUACCGUCAGGUUGGCUUCAGAGACGGAGGCCCGCUUUACAUCUGUGGAAAGAAUUGACCACUACAUCAAGACGCUUUCCCUGGAGGCUCCAGCUCGCAUCAAGAAUAAGGCUCCUCUUCCGGACUGGCCCCAUGAAGGAGAAAUUCGUUUUGAAAAUGCAGAAAUGCGGUAUCGCGAGAACCUUCCGCUUGUCCUCAAAAAAGUAUGCUUCACCAUCAAACCCAAGGAGAAGAUCGGAAUUGUGGGGAGAACCGGCUCAGGAAAAUCCUCUUUAGGAAUGGCACUCUUUCGCUUGGUGGAACUAUCAGGGGGCUGCAUUAAAAUUGAUGGAGUGAAAAUCAGUGAAAUUGGCUUGGCAGAUCUUCGGAGCAAGCUUUCGAUAAUCCCCCAGGAGCCAGUCCUCUUCAGUGGCACUGUGAGAUCCAAUUUGGAUCCUUUCACGCAGUACAGCGAAGAGCAAAUCUGGGAGGCUUUGGAAAGGACUCACAUGAAAGACUGUAUUUCUCAGCUGCCCAUGAAACUUGAAUCCGAAGUGAUGGAAAAUGGGGAAAAUUUCUCCGUUGGGGAGAGGCAGUUGCUUUGCAUCGCCAGAGCCUUGUUGCGCCGUUGUAAGAUCUUAAUCCUGGAUGAAGCGACGGCUGCUAUGGACACCGAGACCGACUUACUGAUCCAAGAGACCAUCCGAGAAGCCUUUGCAAACUGCACCAUGCUGACGAUCGCUCAUCGUCUGCAUACGGUUCUGGGCUCUGACCGGAUUAUGGUACUGAUGCAAGGACAGGUGAUGGAAUUUGAUACUCCGGCUGCUCUUCUCUCCAAUGACAGUUCCCGUUUCUACGCCAUGUUCGCUGCUGCAGAAAACAAGGUUGCUGUAAAGGGCUAAAAUUCAGGGCAAAGUCACUUUAAUAUGGAGCGUAAUCCUUCUCUGCCUGUGGCAGGGACGUUCCUCCCUCCAUUUUCAUGUCUUUCAAGCAGGUUGUCUUUUCCACCUUUUAAUAUAUAUUUUUUUUAGGAUUGUGAGUCAGGAUUGAGUUCUUUUUUUUUUUUUUUUUGAAAAAAAAAAAAGCACUAUAAGGAAGAUUUUUCAUAGUUUUUAUUAUGGUAUUUAUUUCGUAUUCUUCUUACUAAUUUUUUUGCUAUUAAAUGCACUCUACGAGAUGGCUCAGGGAGCCACGUUAUAAAUGUAUCCAGAGGCCUAUAUUGAAGCUUUAUACAUGUAGCUAUAUCUAUACAGAAUUCUGUACAUAGCCUAUAUUUACAGUGGAAAUGUAAGCUCUUUAUUUUAUAUUAAAAUGAGCGCUGUGGUUAAUACCAGUGCAUAUUCUUUUCUAUCCUAAUUUUUUUUUUGGUACCGUUUUAAGUGGGGUUGGGAACUUGGCUUGGGCCAGGUUGCACUGGACUCUCCCUGGUGCUGUUUCCCUCCCACCUACGAACUUCUGGGCGGAAAUGAAAGUUUUGUGUAACUCUCCCUCCCUCUCCCAUUUUCAUCAUUCCUGCGCAAGGCAUGUGGGCCCCCGACAAGACAGCAGUCAAGAUCCUUGACAACUGUUAGAUAGGAGCCACGGUUUCUCACGGUACUGUGCCCUGGAGGGGUUUAACAUUCCCUUCACUUGGGGUGAUUUCGUUAGCAAAUACUUAACUGUAGCAGGAAGUGAAGGGCCAUCACAAAACUCAGGUACCUUUGAGCCCAGUGCAUUCACCUGGGUACACGCAAUGACACUGUCCGUUGGCUGGCUGUUAUUUCAUCCAACGCGGUCAAGCCAUUCCCAUUUUGCUAAGCAAAAGCACCUCUCCAAAGUGUACGGCAGGGAUCUCCAAAGUGGGCAACUUUUCAGACUUGUGGACUUCAACUCCCAGAAUUCCUCAGCCAGCCAUAUUGGCUGGGGAACUCUGGGAGUUAAAAGUCCACAGAUCUUUCGCAGAUCUCUCCCCCCCCUGGCAUUAUUCCCAAGCUGUAGCAGCUAAAUCUUUUUUUUUUAGACUGGACCCUGCUAUUUCUUCCUAUGGCGUUUCUCUGCCGAGAUGCAGACUUUUGAGAUAUUAGCGUUUAUUUUGGAAAGUUCUCCGAACACUUUGAUAUUUUUUUAAAUCGUCAUUCAUUCACCCGACUGUAUGUGCACAAAAUUUUGCUCUUGCAUACUCGUUAAUGGAAUUAUUACAUCCUCAGCAUCUCGCAGCUUUUAGCAGGCACCUGAUCAGGUUUUGACACUGGUGUAGGAAAUUUCAUUUUCUAAUUGUAAAGAGGCCUACCUCAGAUUGCUGGUCCUGUGUUGUACGUUACCAUGGUUACUGUACACCAUUCUGUGUUGUAUGGGACCGGUAGCCCAGACGGGUAUGGUCAGUCUUGUAAUAGCUGUUUCGAUCGGUCAGCAGUGCAUGUUUGUUGGUUUUUGUCCAGCUGGACAUUUUAUAGCCUUAGCAUGUUUGCAAAUUGUCGUGUCGAGACAGACAUCUGCAGAAGUGAAUAAAAAUUAUUUUGGUUUUUGUAA